Vespa mandarinia (Asian giant hornet) is the source of this 759-nucleotide messenger RNA. RefSeq lists its product as uncharacterized. Lineage: Eukaryota; Metazoa; Arthropoda; Insecta; Hymenoptera; Vespidae. The record is from RefSeq and is a predicted model, not a curated record.
AUUUUAUUUUAGGAUAUACCAUCUUAAGUGCUUUACAUUUUGGCUAAAUUCAUAAGAAGAUUUAUACAAGUAUAUUAUGAUACAUUAGUAAUUUAGAUUUUAAUAAGUAUUCUGAAGAUCCAAUUAAAUAUGAAUCAGAUCUACAAAAACAUAUAUCCAUGUCAAUAUGGACAAAACAAGCUCGAAAAAGAAUACAGGAAUAUGCUAGACUCUGGAGGGCUAGACAUAUCUUAGAUGCUAUUUCUUUUAUAAAUGAAUUAUUUGUUGAUAGUUCAGAAGUCGAAAUAUUGAGUCUUGUCAAUGUAAUCGCAAGAAGAUUAAAAUUUUUAGGUGUACCAGAUUCUUCAGAAAACAAGCAAAAUGACAUUUCUGAUAAUGAGAAAAAAUUAUUUUUAUUAAAUCAAGGACACAGUGGUAUUUAUCAUUGUUGCACAUUUUGUUCAAGUGGUGGAAAAAAAGAUGUUGUUUGUGCCUGUGGAGGAAGAAUGCCAGGUGGGUAUCAUGGAUGUGGACAUGGACAUGUGGGUCACCCUGGUUCUAAUCAUUGGUCUUGUUGUGGAUCACUCUUACGCGACGGACGUUGUUUAAUAACUCGACGACAUAAAUACCAGUUUUUACUUUAAUACUUACUGUGUAUCCUGUCUAUGUCUGUCUGAAAAUAUUAGCUGCAAAUACUUAUAAUAGAUAAUAUCAUUGCAUAAAUUACUAUGUAUGUUUCAUGUAAAUAUACAAAUAAAUAUUAUUUUCAUUGUAAAUCCA